AUGUUGGUGGCUCGACUCCUCGCUGAGGUUAACGAUUGUGAGUCUAAGAGGGCUAAGGGGAUGGCCUCACCUAUGUUAGGAUUCUCGGAUAAGGAUAAGGUCGGAACUAUCCAACCCCAUGACGAUGCUCUAGUCGUCACGCUUAGGAUUGGGGGAUAUGACAUGAAGAGAGUGUUAGUCGAUCAGGGCAGCGUUGUGGAGGUAAUGUACCUCGACUUGUAUAAGGGGUUGAAGCUGAAACCUGAAGACCUGACGGCAUAUGACUCCCCUUUGGUAAGUUUCGAAGGGAAAACCAUUACUCCGAAAGGCCAGAUUAGAUUGCCCAUACAAACAGGCUUGGACAUAGUGAAGGUGGACUUCAUAGUGGUGGACGCAUACUCGCCCUACACCGCCAUUAUAGCUAGACCUUGGUUUUAUGCCCUAGGGGCUGUUUCCUCUACCUUACACCCAAAGGUGAAGUACCCGUCGGAGGGUCGGGUCAAAGAAGUGAUAGGAGAUCAAGCCAUGGCUCGGCAAUACAUGGUGUCCGCCAUUUCGCGAUGGCCAAAUGUCGAGCCCUUAACCCCUACCGAGAACGGCUUAUAG
Messenger RNA from Quercus lobata, 585 nucleotides. RefSeq lists its product as uncharacterized. The transcript has a single exon. The coding region runs from base 1 to 585 and encodes 194 amino acids. NCBI's taxonomy places the organism in Eukaryota, Viridiplantae, Streptophyta, Magnoliopsida, Fagales, Fagaceae. The record is from RefSeq and is a predicted model, not a curated record.